Molecule: messenger RNA, 7153 nt
Organism: Esox lucius (northern pike)
Lineage: Eukaryota; Metazoa; Chordata; Actinopteri; Esociformes; Esocidae
Gene: arhgef12a
Product: Rho guanine nucleotide exchange factor (GEF) 12a
Exons: 41
Coding region: 1744-6141 (1465 amino acids)
Biological process (GO): G protein-coupled receptor signaling pathway
Cellular component (GO): cytoplasm
Molecular function (GO): G protein-coupled receptor binding; guanyl-nucleotide exchange factor activity
Source: RefSeq, a predicted model, not a curated record
CCUCCCGGCGGAAGUAGACGGCCGCAAAAAAUUGGGAGCUGUUCAGUGUUGGUCAGGGCGAUUGCGUCGUUUUAUCCUGCAAUUUUGGGAAAUACAAGUCGCUAAGUCAUUUAUUUUCUCCUCAGUAACAUAUUUGGAUUGGAAACACAUUGUAAUGAUCGCAUUCUUCUAAACUGAUAUCGCAUUUUGUUGUUCUUGUAAAUAAGGAGAGGACUAGUUUACUUGCUAGUUGUCUUGUUAGCAUAGCAUUGUUAGGCAUCCAAGGGAAUUCUGCCGAGAAACAACUAAAAUCGCCUGAUUUGUGUGGAAACAUGGAGUCAAUGAAAGCUGCUUUCCGUUAGCUAGCUAAGUUUUGUGGAUAUUUGCAACCCCGAAGAAGAUUUUCAAGUAACAUUGGAAAGGCUUCCUUAAAUCUUCCAGGACUUCAUUAUACAUAUUCUACAGGUCACAAUUGAGAGUCGUUGGGAAGUGUGUUUUUCUGAUUGUUUUUGGAAUUACUUUCAGCAUUAUCGGAGCAACCGAAGCAAAGUUUUCCAUAGAAAGAGCUCUUUUUGUUGCUAGAUAGCGCUUGCUAUCCAGCCAACGGCCGAGAUUACAGAUCAAACUAGCUAACGUUGACAAUUGUAACUUCUGUCUGACGAUUUUUAAGCAUUAGAUACCCCUUUCCUUAGCUGAAGGAAAACGUAUUUUGAUAGACACGUUUCUAGUUUUCUGGAUAUAGCGUUCCGUUUCCACCUCCCUGAAGUUAGCGGCUAGCUUGUUACUGUAUCCUGGAUAGCUUGUAAGCUAAUUGCAUCUCCAGCAAAUUUUGGCACUCAUUGGUUAGGAAACUAAUUCAAUUGCUAUAGCUAAUCAAAAUAAGAAAAUAACCUGGUUUAUGCUGUACUAUUGCUGCUAUACUUACUAGAUAGUUAGCGUUAGCUAAUUUGCAACACGGGUUUCAACUCCGACUUGUCCGUUUUUAGAAAUUCUUAUGGUCACGAGGGGUUCUGCUCUUCCACGGAUAGAGGAAAACCUGGAGGCUGGGAACACCAAAUGGAGCUGAGUCAAUUUUCAUCAUAUUUAAAAAAAAAACAUUUAAUCUAGUCAACCAACAGACUGACUGCAAUUACACCGGACCAAGCCAGAUUAUCUGGUUGUAUUUUCGAUAGGGUUUAACAUUGAGAAAAAUAAGUGUGACGCGAACCUUUUUGAUUGACAUCAAAGGAUUCGUACAUGGAGAUAGAUGCAGAAAGAGUGAAAGCGGAGCAUAUAGCAAUAUUUUCCAUGGGAACAGAUGUUUUUAGGAACGACCCUGACAUUGGUGUCUACUGCGAAAAGGUGGAGAGCUUCUCGACGUAAAACGAGGUGUGAGUUGAGGUCCUAAUUUAUCAGACUCAAGAAAUUGCUACAGAAUGCUACAGUAGCAGCUAACGUUGCUUUGUCAUCAGUGGCAUAUUGGCUGCUCGUUUGAAUUACAUUUUAUUGCAAAGGAUCGCACAACUAUUGAAUUCCGUCGUUUCUUUCAGUAUUAGGACGUAACCAACAUUGUUUUCACCUGGAGUCUGCUGCCUGCUCAUUUUCAUAGUAUUGUGCUUUUGAUAUUCAGCGCUCAAUGUUGUUGAUUUUUUAUGUCAUCACUUUAAAGCUUCUCAUCAACAUAAACGGAUGUUAGGAAGGCUUCUUUUCAAAGAGACUAUCUUAUUAUUAUUUGGAAAAUGCUAAUUGGAUAUAAAUCACAGCAAAUCUAGAAACGGAAGCCCAAUGAGCGACACACAGUCCACUAUCACUGACAGGUUACCCAAGAAAGCAAACAGAAGCAGCAGCGUUCUCAGUAAAGACCAUCCCCCUGACAAGAAACCCAAAAGCGAUAAACCGGCAGUCCCCUCUUCACAUGAGUUUGACCCUACAGACGUUUUGGUGCAGAAGAGUGGCUGUGUUCUGGCUGAGGGGAAGCCUGAAUCCUGUGGGCUUGUCCAGCGAUGUGUGAUUAUUCAGAAAGAUGAGAAUGGCUUUGGGCUGACAGUGAGUGGCGACAACCCUGUUUUUGUGCAGCUUGUUAAAGAAGAUGGCGCUGCCGAGCGUGCAGGUGUACAGACUGGUGACAGGAUAAUCAAGGUGAACGGGACGCUAGUAACGCAUUCGAACCAUGUGGAAGUAGUAAAGCUCAUCAAAUCUGGCUCCUAUGUGGCCCUCACGGUGUUGGGAAGACCCCCAGGGUUACCCCAGAUCCCUUUGUCGGAGGGCGAGGCUGAGCUGGGGUUCCUGGGGGGCCAGGCAGGGUUCUCCGUCACCUCCCCCAGUUCCCCUGGACAGACGACGGGGGAGCGCCCCUACAGCCCCCUGGAGCGCGUCACGUCUCCUCUGCCAAUAUGGGAGAACAACAGCGUACACAGCCAAAAGGUUGACAUCCUGCAGAAGAUGCUGUCCAAGGAGCAACAAGAUUUGCAGGCAAUGAAGGAUGAGUACAGCAGGAACCCGACGCCCAGACUGCUGAAGGACAUCCAGGAAGCCAAGAAGCACAUUCCACAGCUGCAGGGCCAGCUCAGCAAGGCCACUGGGGGUGCCCAGGACCCCCUGCUGUUGGGCGACGGAGACGACGGCAGCACGGUGGACCUGGACCACACAUCGUCCUCCAGGGGGGACAGUAGCAACGACCUGUCGUGGAGCAGCAGCACUCUGUCCCCUAUUUUCCGCGGCUUUGCCCUCGCCUCCCCGGAGAGCAUGUGCCAGAGGGACUUGUUGUCGUGCCACAGCCCAAAGAGCACGCCUCGAGACAGCUUGAACUCCUGCCACUCCCCUGACCCGGAAUAUACUCUAGACCUGGAGUCCCUGUCCCCCUCCACUGUCAGCAGCCCCUCCUCGCGCAUCGUCUCCCAGAUCAUCGGAGCCGAGGACGAUUAUUUUGACUCUGAGCAGGAGCAGGUCAACGGCCAGUGCAGCUGUUUCCAAAGCAUAGAGCUGCUCAAGUCCAGACCUGCCCACCUGGCGGCGUUCCUGCAUCACGUCGUCUCCCAGUUUGAUCCUGCGCCGCUGCUGUGCUACCUCUACGCUGACCUGUACAAGCAGACCAACCCUAAAGAGACCAGGCGGGUGUUCAUGGAUUUCCACACGUUCUUCAUCGACCGGGGCGCUAAUUUAAAAGUAGCUGUUCCCGAUUCUAUCCCUUCUGACCUUGACCGGCGGAGGACAGACCUGGUCCCCGAGGAGCUCAAUCGCCAGUAUAUCCAGAUGCUACAGGACACCCUGCUCACUGACAUUCAGAGGAAUCUGGAGGACUUCAGGCAGAAGCGCAGUAUGGGUUUGACCGUGGCAGAGGUGGAACUGACCCGGCUGGACACAGAGCGUGUCAGAGACCGGGUAGCCUUGGAGAGAGAACGCUCCUGUGCUGAAAACAUAAUUGCCAAGAUUGAGGAAGUCUUGUUGACAACUCAGCCUACAGAGGAAGAGAAAUGCACUACUAUGCAGUUCGUCAUCCUCAGCUACAUGAAGCACCUCGGAGUCAGGGUCAAAGAGCCACGCAGCCUGGAGUCGAAACGGGUCCGCAUCAACUUUCUCCCCAAGAUCAAGAAGAGCAUCAAGACCGAGAAGGAGGGUGGCGAGGAGAAGGUGAAACGGACCAGAUUUCCCAGCAUCCUUGGGCCUCAACGCCGGCCCAGCCGAGUGGACCCCACAUCUGUUGGCAAGGCGGUGGACCUCAACAAGCCGCGGCCCCAAAAGCAGCUCUCCCAGCCCUGCCUGGGGGCCCUGGAGCACCUGGAGGCGGGGCGGCUGAGGGCCAGUCAGUCCAGCGAGGGCUCUGAGCUCACACAUUCCUCCUCAAUCAACGCCAGUUUGGUCCCCAACAGUGCCGCCAACAGUCACACCUCCGACGGAGGCAGUAGAGAUUCAGAGUGUGGUGGAACCCCCAACUCUGCCCUCUCCCGGCUGAACGAGGUGGCCGGAGACCUGGACAGUCUGCCCUGCUCUCCUAACAUGCAGUUUGACUACAGCCUGGACCAGCUGCAGGAGGAGGACCGGGAGAGCGGAAUUCUUGAUGGAACACCAAAGGCGAUCAGAAGGUUGGAUGCCCUUGGCUCCGUGGAGGUGCAGAGUGAAGAUGACCAGGGAGGUACCGACUCUGAGCACGACCCCCUCAACUGGCAGCAGCUGGUGGGACGAGAGGUCCUGGCCGGGCUGAGGCCCCACGAGAUCAAGAGGCAGGAAGUCAUCAAUGAGCUGUUCUACACUGAGAGAGCCCACCUGCGGAUGCUCAAAGUGCUGGACAACAUUUUCUACCAGAAGCUCACCAGAGAGGCCAUACUGCCGCCUGCUGACAUCAAGAACAUCUUCACCAACCUAGAGGACAUCGUUCAACUACAUGUUUCGAUAUCCGAGCAAAUGGCAGCAAUUCGGAAAAGGAAUGAGUCAUCCGUAAUCGACCAAAUAGGAGACGACUUGCUUUCUUGGUUCAGUGGCGGCGAGGAGGAGAAAAUCAAGCAGGCUGUGGGCACUUUCUGCAGCAACCAGCCCUUUGCUCUGGAGCUUAUCAAGAGCCGACAGAAGAAGGACUCGCGCUUCACCUCCUUUAUGCAGGAAGCUGAGAGUAACAGACUGUGUCGAAGACUCCAGCUAAAGGACAUCAUUCCUGUGGAGAUGCAGAGGCUCACCAAGUAUCCACUGCUACUGGAGAGCAUUGUCAAAUACACUGACGACUUGGCAGAGAAGGACAAGGUAAAGAAGGCAGGCGACUGCUGCAGGAGGAUCCUCAACCAUGUUAACCAAGCUGUGAAGGAGUCUGAAAACAAACAGAGGCUGGAGGACUACCAGCGACGUUUAGACCUCUCGUCUCUGAAGCAGACAGAGAACCCUGUGAUUUCAGAGCUCAAGAACCUGGACCUGACCAAGAAGAAGAUGGUCCAUGAAGGACCACUGUCAUGGAAGGUCAACAAGGAUAAGACCAUUGAGCUGUACACGCUGCUCCUGGAGGACAUCCUGGUGCUGCUGCAGAAGCAGGACGAGCGUCUCAUCCUUAAGUGCCACAGUAAGAACCUGUCGGGCACCGCGGACACCAAGCACAUCUUCAGCCCCAUCAUCAAGCUCAACACUGUGCUGGUGCGCUCCGUAGCCACUGACAACAAGUCGUUCUUUGUGCUCUCCAUGUCGGAAAACGGUGCCCAGAUCUACGAGCUGAUGGCCCAGACGGUGUCAGAGCAAAGAAUGUGGCAGCGCCAUAUCACCCAGAGAGCGGACGCCAUGAAAGUAAAGCCGCACAGCGUCAUCCCCUUACCCCAGACUGAUGGCGAGAGGGACGGCGUGGAGACCAUCACCGAACGCGUAGGCCGACUUGGCAAGGACCCGGAACGCGUCUCCAGCGGAAGCAACCUGUCAACAGAUAAAGAUGGUAGCCCCGCCUCCAGCGGUGUGUUGCACACGUCUCUGGACAGCGCCAGCCUUGAAGGACUCAAGCCCGAGGUGGAAGAGGAGGAGGCCAGCAGGGACAACGGGCUUUACGGGGAGCCGGUCUUCGUGGAAAGGCUACCCUUCCCGGUGACCGUAGACGGGUUUGUCGAAUCGGACGCCCUGGGCUUUGGUCCUUCCAGAGCCGACGACGCCUUGAAGACGUUGUCGGCGCUCAAGCAGGUCCUGGUGACCCAGUUGAUGUCGCAGGAGGACAGCGAACGAGCCGGGCGCGCCUCCUCGGGCGGCGGGCGCCUCCUCCGGACCACGUCCCUGAGAACCCCCGUGGACAGUCGGGCCCGGGUGGCGGUGCAGAACGGCUCCGGUAGGACGGGCCACGCCUGCCACCCGGAAGACCCGUCACAGGACCUGGCGUCUGGGGACACGGGCUUCUUCGAGUCUUCUGAGGAUUACGCAGGUUACCUGGUUCUGGAGGGCUACGGGGGCUCAAGGGAAAGCAGCACGGACGAUGACCUCCAGGGGAAGCAGCUGAGCGCCUCGCGGGGGUGUGGGGCAGGGGACUCUGGGAUCAGCCUGAGGUUCUCCUCCACCUCGCAGGCAGGCGGCGUCUCAGGCUUCAGCCCGCAGGUCUUGUCCUACCUCCGUAAUCUGCAGACCAACCUCAACCACCUCAAGGAGGUGGAGGCCAAGUAUUACAGCCUACUACGCCAAAGGCCAGCCAGGUCCUCCACAGACACGGACGAUAACAAAGAUAAGAGAUAGUCGUGGAACUCCUGCCCCCCCUCCUCGGCCCCUGUAUCAGGCUGGAAGCGAUGACGUGACGGCGGAGGACUUGAUUUCUGCCUCUCCGCUGUCUCCUUGACCCGGAUGUCCUCUAUUAGCUUGUGCACUCACCUGCUGAGUUCCUUCUUCCUCCCACCGCGAUUCUCCCUGAGAGACGGAGCGAGAGAGCGCCUGAGGGAGGGGGGUUUCUCCGGAGCUGUCCCCCUGGCCCCUCCGUCAGCACAUGGCAAUCAGGGAGGCGGGACUGUCCCUAAAUGCAUCCCUGCUUGCCCUCCCCCUAGCCCUGACCCCCCUCCCUCCCCUCCUGUGUGCCCCCACUCCAAUGGCUGUGGGUAGCCCAGAGCCCCCCCCCCCCCCCCCGCCACCUUCCUGUAUACUCCUAGUUCUCCCUGCAAGGAGAACUGUACCAAAAUGUACAAAGCUGUGUGUUUAGAAUAUAUAAAACACAAGAAACAAGAAAAUUGAACAUUUUAAGAUAAUGUAUUAAGAUUUCUUUUUUUAUCCCAAGAUGUAUUUAUUUUCUUUUUUUGUGUGUGUUCUCCAAUUUUGUUUGCAUGCAUUUUUUUUGUCGCUGUUGCCAUUCUGCCACCUUUUCGGCUGCUCCACCCGCGUUAGCACGCACACUAUCCCAUAGUAACACAGGAGGAGUAUGCUUGGACUGAGAGGACUGAAAAGUGGGCGUGGAGCCCCCCCCCCCCACCCCGAAACCCUGAACCCCCACAAUGGUAUUUAACAGCAUGGCAAAAUCAUGGGGCUCUGUCCUGGUCCAAAGUGCAUUUCUGCCCCUGGCUCAAACUCCUCCCUCCCACAUGUGUGGGUUGUAUCGCCUGGUUUCCCUUGUCUUCCUGGACAGUCAUGCUUCCUCCCCCAUAAUAAAUGCAGUGCUGCUGCUGAUGUGCCAUCAAUCUGACAGCUCCAGCUGAUAACGUGACACAUUUAUAAACUAUUGAGUUGGAAUGUUACGCGUAACUUUAAUUAAAAAAACAAAAAA